Perca flavescens (yellow perch) is the source of this 2879-nucleotide messenger RNA. RefSeq names its product von Willebrand factor A domain-containing protein 5A. The record is from RefSeq and is a predicted model, not a curated record. Bases 400 to 2847 code for a protein of 815 amino acids. Lineage: Eukaryota; Metazoa; Chordata; Actinopteri; Perciformes; Percidae. The transcript is spliced from 20 exons.
ACGCACGCACAAAUGACAAGAGGCCUACUACUUUGCUCAGCCGGAGGAAGAGUUCCUGCCAGAAAUCUGUCUGUACUGAUGAAGCUGGUUAUGAUCUCUGAUUUACUUUUUCAACACCUUUUUUCUCUAAAUUCUUUAAAUUUUAACUGAAUUUUAAGUGUUCAGAUUUCCAGAUGAAGACUACCAGAUCAGAUUGCAAAUGCAGACUAAAAAAAGUAGAACAAAAUGAGAAAACAGGGCAGGUCUUGCCUAGAAGCAUAACCUGUAGGCGUGGCUUUGGAUCGACAGCAUAUCCGCAACCAGAAACACUGGAUUUCCCACUCCGGACGCUUCCUGCUCAGAGUGCACUUUUUUUUCCGCAAAGCAAUAACUACUGAAAGUGUAACCUGUUAACCAGGCAUGAUGAUGAACUGCUGUGGUCUGGUCACUUCCAAAAAGGAACCAGUUCCUCUGAAGAGUGUGGAGGUGGAGCUGGAGGUGAGGGACCAUGUGGCUACAGUGGUCUCCACUCUGAACUAUGAGAACAAGGAGGACAAACCACUGGAGGCUGUUUUUGUCUUCCCUCUGCCUGGAGAUGCUGCUGUCUGUCACUUCAGUGCUAAGAUUGGACAGACAGAGAUUGUAGCUGAGGUGAAGGAGAAACAGAAGGCUCGUGAGGAGUAUGAUGACGCGUUGAGCUCUGGUCAGCAGGCCUUCCUGUUGGAGGAGAGUGAUCAGAGUCCAGAUAUAUUCUCUCUGAGUGUGGGCAGUCUGCGUCCAGGAGAGAGCGCCUCCAUCAGGCUGGAGUACGUCACUGAGCUGGCUGUGCAGGCUGAUGAAGGGCUGAGGUUUUGUCUGCCUGCUGUGCUCAACCCUCGCUACCAACCUCAGGGGAGUGGAGGUAGUGGAGGUGGCAACGUUCAGGUGACCUCUGUUCCAGCCUCUCUGGUGCCCUACAGUCUGUCUUUCUCUGCCCGAGUGUCCUCUCCUCGUCCAGUCUCUAAAGUAGAGUCCAACUGUCCCCUGGACGCUCUCCAGUACCUCAACACAGAGCAGACCCAGGCUACGGUCAAAUUGGCUGCAUUUCACAAGUUUGACAGAGAUGUUGAACUGCUGAUUUAUUACAAAGAUGCCCACCAGCCCACUGCUGUGGUGGAGGCAGGACAGGCCUCUGCUAAGCCUGGCUCUCUGAUGGGUGAUCCAGUGGUGAUGCUGAGCCUGUACCCUGAGUUCCCCCAGGCUGUGAUGUCUUCAGUCGCCUCAUGUGGAGAGUUUGUGUUCUUACUGGAUCGAUCUGGCAGUAUGGCAGGGUCCCGUAUAAAGAGUGCCAGGGAAACUCUGCUGCUCCUGUUGAAGAGCUUACCAAUGGGCUGCUAUUUCAACAUCUACAGCUUUGGGUCCUGCCAUGAAAACAUCUUCCCUAAGAGUGUGGAGUACAGCCAGAAGACCAUGGAAGAGGCUCUGAAAAAAGUUGAAGAGAUGCAAGCUAAUCUGGGAGGAACAGAGAUCCUUGAGCCCCUCAAACACAUUUACAGCCAGCCCUGCAUUCCCAGUCAACCUAGACAACUAUUUGUCUUUACUGACGGAGCGGUGUGCAACACCAAAGAAGUUAUAAAUCUGGUGAGGAAGAAUUCAGGUUCCCACAGGUGUUUCUCUUUUGGGAUUGGAGAAGGGGCCAGCUCUGCUCUUAUCAACGGGUUGGCCAAGGAAGGAGGAGGUCACGCUCAGUUCAUCACAGAUACUGACAGGAUGCAACCCAAAGUGAUGCAGUCGCUGCGUUUUGCUCUGCAUCCAACUGUGGUGGACAUCUCAUUUAAGUGGGAUUUGCCAAAGGGAGUGUCUGUCACUGCUCUCUCUCCACCAAUCACAGCACUUUUCCAGGGUCAAAGGUCACUGGUUUAUGCCCAGCUCACUGGACAGAGUUCAGAGGCAGCGGAGGGCUGUGUGACGGUGAAGUACAGCCUGGCAGGUCGUCCCUCUCAGAACCAGCUCCACUUCAGUCUCAAACCUGCAGAGGACACUGGAUUACCGGUCCACAGGUUGGCUGCUCGGACUCUGAUUCGCUCUCUGGAGAUGGAGGAGAGAGAGAGCAGAGGAGUGCAAGAGGAAGGAGUGAAGAAAAAGGUGGUGGAGCUCAGUGUCCAAUCAGGAGUGAGCAGUGCCUUCACUGCCUUCGUUGCUGUCAACAAAGGAGACGGCGAGGUGCUUCAAGGACCUCUGGUGGUCAGAAAUGUUCCAACACCCAGGCGGGCGUGGCUUGGGAGUGGCCUCAUACAGCAGCAAAGUUGUAGUAUGGGUAGGUCUGUUCAGUCCUGUCCUAUGCCUAUGAUGGCUAUGGCGCCCACCUGUCCUACUGUCCAGUCCUCCUGGUAUGUCUAUGAUGGCUAUGGCGCAUUCUUUUCUAUCCUAUCGUCCUGUCUCAGAAAGCUGUUUGCCCAAGCAGCCACCCAGAGACCCUUUGCUGCAGCUGGUCUCCCUCCAGAAGGCGUCUGGCUGCUGGGUGCUGGAUCCAGCUCUGGCUUCUGCACUGGGAAAGACCAGCGAGGAGGUGGAAAAGCCCAAGCUUGCAUCAGUGAAUCAGGAAGUAUGGGCCACCAUUCUGGCUCUGAUCUGGCUCCAUGGUUUCAAGAUGGAUGCUCAGGAAGAGUGGGAGCUUCUGGCUAUGAAGGCUGUGUCAUGGCUCCGUGCCCAGAAUGCCCCAUGUGUGACAGAGUGUGUGGAAGCUGCAAAUGCUCUGUUGGGGUUCAAUGUGCAGAAAGACGCCCUGGGACUCUGAGAUUUUCAUUAGAUCAGCUUCUCUUCAGGAUUGAAGCAGAUUUACUCGAUCCAAGAUUUUGUUUUGAACAUUGUACCAUACUAUUUACCUAGCAACAAUUAAAUAUUGUUCUUUUAUGUUUUUC